Messenger RNA from Protopterus annectens (West African lungfish), 2470 nucleotides. RefSeq names its product zinc transporter 1-like. The coding region runs from base 270 to 1547 and encodes 425 amino acids. The record is from RefSeq and is a predicted model, not a curated record. Gene Ontology annotation, molecular function: zinc ion transmembrane transporter activity. Lineage: Eukaryota; Metazoa; Chordata; Ceratodontiformes; Protopteridae. Gene Ontology annotation, cellular component: membrane. The transcript has 5 exons. Gene Ontology annotation, biological process: detoxification of zinc ion; zinc ion transmembrane transport; intracellular zinc ion homeostasis.
ACUUGCAAGUCAGUUUUACUUACGCUGCAGAGAAGACGGGUGCACUUGGUAGGAUAAGCAUUUACUUGGGGAACAAUUCUGCACUUCUUCAACCAACCAGAAAAAAACGGGAUUCUCUCAGUCACAUGAGCUAUUCUUUGAAAUCAUAAAAGUUUGUCUUGCCAUGAAGAAGUCAGCAGAACUACAUGGAGGACUUGAAAGGAAACUAGCAACAUUUUCUCUACUGUAAUUUUAUUGGAACACUACUUUUGACCAGAUUCUCAAAAACAAUGGCUAGUGAAACUUGUGUCACUGGAUCCUGGCUUUUCAUGGUUCUUUUUCUUCUCUUCCUGAUUGCAGAGCUUGUCAUUAGCUUUUUAUGCAAUUCACUUAUGAAUCUGGUGGACUGCUUCAAUACCCUUAGCAGGUGCUUCCUACUGGUACUGCCAGUGGUCACAAAGUUUGCAACACAGCAUCCUAGCCAAAGUGCUUUCUCCUUUGGGUGGGGAAGACUUGGACCACUCAUGUCACUGAUUUCCUCUGUACUGCUGACUUCACUUUGUUUUACUGUUGCAUUGAGUAUUAUUCAUAGAUUUCUCUAUCCACAUCCUAUUGAAAAGCCAUUGCUUGCAACAACAUCCGGGAUAAUGGGUAUCAUCAUUAAUUCCGCAGCCAUGAUUCUGAGUAAAGACAGAGCCAAUGGAUUAGUAGAAGAGACUGAGACCAAGGAUUCCUUCUUAACACUGAAUACAACAGGUCCGUCGGGUAUUGGCCAAGGCCAUGGUCCUCCACCUGCAGUCAGCUUCUGGCCUCACUUUGAAGUUUCUACAUUUGUUAAUGAGGCAGCUCUAGUGAACAACGGAUGCAUCAGAACCAAACAACUAGAAGACCAAUCCGUGAACACUUCAAAUGAAACUGCAAAAUGUCAGCUCAGAAGCAGCACUUUUCUGAAAAGCUCAUGCAUUAUUUCAAAGUCCAUUAUUUCUUCCUGUCUUGUUCUUCUAAAUGGACUUGUCUACUAUUUUCUAGAAUCAAAAUGUUACUCAUCUAAAACAUACCCCUUCUGCUUGUACCUUGAUCCAUCACUGAGUGCAAUAGUGGUAACCAUUUUAGUGACCACCUCUGUUCCUUUCAUAAAGAAGUCUGGUCUCCUUCUCCUGCAAAGCGUACCAUGCCACAUUGAUAUCCAAAAGCUCAAGCAAAGAAUUUCUGUUUUGCCAGGAGUGAUAGAUACCCAUGACCUACAUGUGUGGCAGCUUUCAAGUAACUUCACUGUUGCCACUGUACAUAUUAAGUGUGCUGAGCCAUCUGACUAUAAGCAUUUGGCAGACAAGAUCAAAACAAUUUUGCACAGUGAAGAGAUUUAUUCAGCCACUAUUCAGCCAGAAUUCAUACAGCAUGCAGGUGAAAGUUGUGGAAUGGACUUCUGUGAACUAGCCUGCAGAAAAGAGUGUGACAAAAACUUAUGUUGCAUAAGGAGAGAUGCAAAGGAUGGUCCUGUGUCUACCAGUGAAACUGACCUAAAGGAAAUGUCCAAAGAAGAUGUUAUUAUAAAUGCUUAUGUUUAGCAUAACUUAAUCUACUUGUAAGCGUAAAACUGUUACAUACUGAAAUUGUGGAUAUAACAAAUGUAAAAUUAUUCAUAAACAUGCACCUUGCAUCAGUACACAGAAUGCCUUAGACAUUUUUUUAAAUUCUAGUCACAUUCAUUUUAACUAGCUUCCACUCAUUUUAUUUUGAACUAGCUCAAAGUCCAAAGAAAAAAACUGCAGUAAUUCAAGACUAACUUCUGCCCAUUAUGGACAGGAAAAUUACAUUUUGAGGAACUGGGGCAGAGUAUGGUAUUGUAUAUUCACUUAUUUGAUAUAAAUGUGCCUAUAUAUCUUAUAUAAAUGUAAUACUGUGACUAUAUACUGUGAGUUUUCAACAUUCAGUGUACUGUGGGGAAACACAGGCUCAUAGUCUCACAUAUUGAUAGCAAGGAGUCUGUAACUUUCAAACUCUGGCUGUAAGCUUUAGCUCCAAUCCACUCAUCUAGCAGAGUUUGAAGCAUGCAGUUUAUUGAUAACUGCCUAAUCAUUAAUGGAAGGUUAUUUCACAGAUGUCCUCCACUGCACAGAAAGAUAAUAAAUAUUAACCCACCCUUUACUGUUGAACAGUUCAUGAGAAAUGAACAUACCACAUAAAGAAAGAGUAAAAUUUUUGUCUUUAAAACAUUUAAAUAUCAAUAUAAAAUCUCUCCCAAGUAGCUUACAGCUAACCGUAAAAAGACAAGUUUUUUUAACCUUAGGGGACAGUUAAAUUCCUAAGACUAGCAAUAUAUCUUAUGAACUUUUUUAACUUCUUUCUAACCUUUUAAUUUGUUUGAGCUUGUAGUAAUAUGUUAACCUACAAUAUUCUAUAGCAAGUCUAAUGCAGGAUCUGAGUAGUGAAAGCAACAGGUCCCUAGACCUGUUCAUGAUGGUCCUAGUAUUGUCACAUCAAAUUUGAA